GUUGACCUGUAUACGAGUUGGUCUGUGUACGACUUGACUGUAAAUCAGUAAAUGUAUACCAGUCCACCUUGUGUGUGAUAAGGCAUCGAUAAGUAUGAUUACUUCACAUUGUGUUGAAUUAUUAACAAUCAAUUAUCAUAGUAGUAUAAUUAGAAUUAUGUUUUGCAUUGAAUGUGGGGUGGUUUUAGGCCCCACAAACAAGUUUUGUGGUUCAUGUGGCGCCCCAGUCUGUGUCAAAAGGAAAGUAACAACAGAACCUGACACAGCCAAACCAGGGCCAUCAAAAUCUUUUGAUGAGUCAGCAAAAGGAUGCUUCUCGCCAAAUGAGGUACAGUCCAAACUUGACGUUUUAAAGGCCAAGUUUUUUGAUAGUAAGAAAAAAAUGUCCAGCAAAAGAUUAGGUGGACACACUAAAUCUUCAGGGUUGGAGGUCAAUUAG
This is a messenger RNA of Saccostrea echinata, 439 nucleotides long. RefSeq lists its product as uncharacterized. The record is from RefSeq and is a predicted model, not a curated record. NCBI's taxonomy places the organism in Eukaryota, Metazoa, Mollusca, Bivalvia, Ostreida, Ostreidae. Bases 95 to 439 code for a protein of 114 amino acids. The transcript is spliced from 6 exons.